This is a messenger RNA of Hipposideros armiger (great roundleaf bat), 623 nucleotides long. RefSeq names its product ribosomal protein L10 (gene RPL10). NCBI's taxonomy places the organism in Eukaryota, Metazoa, Chordata, Mammalia, Chiroptera, Hipposideridae. Gene Ontology annotation, molecular function: structural constituent of ribosome. The record is from RefSeq and is a predicted model, not a curated record. Gene Ontology annotation, biological process: translation. The transcript is spliced from 6 exons. Gene Ontology annotation, cellular component: ribosome. The coding region runs from base 69 to 569 and encodes 166 amino acids.
UAAGGCGUACGCAAGCGUGGAAGCGCCUCUUUUCCUUUCGGCGAGCCGGUGAAAAUCGUGGUAUCGCCAUGGGCCGCCGCCCCGCCCGAUGUUACCGUUAUUGUAAGAACAAGCCGUACCCAAAGUCUCGCUUCUGUCGAGGUGUCCCUGACGCCAAGAUCCGCAUCUUUGACCUGGGGCGGAAGAAGGCAAAAGUGGAUGAGUUCCCACUCUGUGGCCACAUGGUGUCAGAUGAAUAUGAGCAGCUCUCUUCACUCCAGACAGGUAUGCGGGGUGCCUUUGGAAAGCCCCAGGGCACAGUGGCCAGGGUCCACAUUGGCCAAGUCAUCAUGUCCAUCCGCACCAAGCUGCAGAACAAGGAACAUGUGAUUGAGGCUCUACGCAGGGCCAAGUUCAAGUUUCCUGGUCGCCAGAAGAUCCACAUCUCCAAGAAGUGGGGCUUUACUAAGUUUAAUGCGGAUGAGUUUGAAGACAUGGUGGCUAAAAAGCGGCUUAUCCCAGAUGGAUGUGGGGUAAAAUACAUCCCUAAUCGUGGCCCCCUGGACAAAUGGCGGGCCCUACACUCAUGAGUGUUGGCACUGCCCCCUCUUUACGCUCACCAAUAAAAAGUAUACUUCUGUCUG